Messenger RNA from Spodoptera litura, 753 nucleotides. RefSeq lists its product as uncharacterized. Lineage: Eukaryota; Metazoa; Arthropoda; Insecta; Lepidoptera; Noctuidae. The record is from RefSeq and is a predicted model, not a curated record.
UUAAUGAACAUAAACCUAAAAACGAAAAAAUAUAGAAGUAGUUUUUACGGGGACAAUGAAGAUGAAGAUGAAAUAAGUUACAGAAGAGCUUUUGUAAGUGCCGAAGAACUUGGAGAUUUUAGAAAAAGCACGAAGUAUGGAUAUGGUACCAACGACCUAUACACACCAAGUCGUCGAUUAUAUGACUUCCAUGCUGGGAUGAGGUCACCAAUCCUUGGAUCUCCAACGGUACCCAGUCAGCUGCCCGAAGCAGAAGCCAUUCUCCCAGGGCAUACGCUGAUCAGACCAGCUCUGGGAAUGCUCAAAUCUGCUGUGAAGUUUCCACAUAAAGACCUGGACAAUGGUGCUGGAGUUUAUGGAAAUUUGGAUAAUUUGGGUAUCACAUACGGCGGUACAGGCGAACGAGUAUUGUACACUGGAUUUAGAAGAAAUAAUAAUGGCUUCUUACCAUCUGUAUCAAGUGAAGCCUCGAACUUUAAGCCAAGAUACAUAAUAGCACUAGUACGCAAGAAACCACGAAAUAAGGAUAAACCAGUAGCACGAUUCCGAGAUUAUGGCAAGCUAGAAAGAGAAAAAAAGCAACUACUUCUAAAUAGUUUCAGUCCAAAAACGAUGAAUGAGACAGAAAGACUGAGGAACUCAAAAAAACUCACCAAGACUUAUAAAACAAACGGAAUCACGUUAGAGUUUUUUGAAAUACCUAAAAUUAAAGAAGAAGCCGAAGAAGCCAUGUUGGUAAGCGAUGCUGUGUAG